Messenger RNA from Paramuricea clavata, 2856 nucleotides. Lineage: Eukaryota; Metazoa; Cnidaria; Anthozoa; Malacalcyonacea; Plexauridae. The record is from the annotation of a GenBank genome assembly.
AUGUCAGAUUGCGAAUAUCUCACGUUUUGUCCUCACUGUGAUUGUCAUUUGCCUGCUAGGACGUUUAGAAAUCACCGUGAUAAGUUUUUUAACCCUGUCAAUAAUACUUGGCAGAAGAAACAAGGCGAUAUCGAUGAUGAAUUUGACGAAUUGUUGAUGGAAAUACCCAGGGACACACCAUCAGAAGACGAGGAUGGUGAUUUCUGCAAUACUGCUGAAAACCUUUCGUUUGACGCAGAGGAGCUGCUUACCAACGAAAUAUGGGAGGAAGUUGGUGCUGACGAAGUUGAGAACGAUUUUCCUCAAAAUGACUCGUUACCAAGUGUUAAUGUGCGUAUGAAUUCUCCUUGUCGUUCGUUGAAUGUGCUAAUGGCUAGGUGUCUGGUUGUAUUGCUUGCGUACUUUUGGAUUUCAUUCCAUGUUUCUGAUAACGGUAUGGAAUUUCUACUUGGUAGUUUAAAAAGGUUUCUUAAAAUAGCUGGUGCAUCAAGUCAAUGGAUAGCUGGUCUUGCCAUUGCGUUUCCUGGCACACUAUACUAUUUUCGAAAGGAGAUCGGGCUUGUCAAUGACGUAUUUGUGAAGUACGUGGUAUGCCCAAAGUGUCACGCACUGUACGAGUUCGAUAAAUGUCAUCACAGAGAAGGAACGAGUCGAGUUUCAAAUAAAUGCACUUUCGUAAGAUUUCCUAACCACAGACAGCAAUGGCGAAGGCAAAAAUGUAAUGCUACUCUGUUGAAGGAAGUGACUUUGAAAGAUGAGAAUAAAAAGCUUUACCCACAUCAAACUUACUGUUACAAAAGUAUCAUAGAAAGUCUGCGAGUGCUUGUGAAGCGUUCCAAUUUUACCUAUCAUUGUGAGUUGUGGCGACAACGCGAGGUGCGUUCCGUUAGUCAAGUUAUGUGCGAUGUGUUUGACGGUAGAGUGUGGCGAGAUUUUCAAGUGGUGAAUGACGUUCCAUUCCUGGCUGCUCCUCGGAACUAUGCAUUCAUGCUCAACGUAGACUGGAUGCAACCCUUCAAGCACACCAUCUACUCUGUCGGUGUCAUGUAUCUAGUUCUAAUGAAUCUUCCCAGGAGUGUUCGUUUCAAACCCGAAAAUGUUAUUCUUGUUGGUAUUAUUCCUGGACCAAGUGAACCACCAUUGAAUAUCAAUACGUACUUGUCUCCUCUUGUUGACGAACUCCUUAUUCUAUGGAACGAUGGGGUACAACUACGACAUGAUGGUUCUUGGUGCAUUCCUGAAAUGUUUAAAGCAUGCCUCUUGUGUGUUGCUUGCGACAUACCUGCCAGUAGAAAAGUUUGCGGCUUUACUGGUCAUAAUUCUGCCCAUGGGUGUAAUAAGUGCACCAAAACGUUUGUAACAGGUAGUGUAGGUGAUAAGACUGAUUUCUCUGGAUUUGAACCGUGCCCUCUGCGGAAUGAUAUCGAGCAUAGGCGGCAUGUCAACGAGGUGCAAAGCAAAACUACCCACGAGGAACAGAAAAAAGCAGAAUCAAACUAUGGAGUUAGGUAUUCUGAGCUUCUCAGAUUACCUUACUUUGAUUGCAUAAGAUUCACUGUUAUCGACCCUAUGCACAAUCUUUUUCUCGGUACAGCCAAGCAUACAAUGGAGACAUGGUUAAAUGCAUCUAUUUUAACAUCCGCUGAUUUAGAAAAGGUCCAAAAAAAAGUGGACGAAGUUCAUGUUCCAACCAACAUUGGACGCCUUCCUGGAAAGAUUGCUAAAUCAUUUUCCGGUUUUACUGCCGAUCAGUGGAAAAACUGGGUUACAAUUUUUUCUCCAUAUGCUUUAUACGAUAUUUUACCAGAGGACCACUACCGCUGUUGGCUACAAUUUGUUAAAGCGUGUAAAUUGGUCUGUACACCCAUGGUUUAUCUCAGAGAUGUGGCAUCUUGCCAUUCUCAUUUAUUACAAUUUUGUCGUGAAUUCGAAAGGUUGUAUGGGAACCUCAGCAUCACUCCGAACAUGCAUUUGCAUACACAUUUAUGUGACUGCAUAUUCGAUUAUGGGCCUGUUUGCGGGUUUUGGCUUUUCAGCUUCGAGAGAUACAAUGGGAUACUUGGGGACUUCUAUACGAACAACAAGUCAAUCGAAUUGCAAUUGAUGCGAAAAUUUAGUAAAGAUCAAGCUGUUUCCCGUCUUGAGUUUCCUGACGAUUUGAAAGGUCAUUUUCAACCUUUACUAGAAAAACUGAGAGACGAUGACAGUUUGAACCUAUUACACGUGAAUCGUGGAAGUGUACUGAGAUUGUUAACUUUGGCUGAUGGAGUCGUUGAUAUUGUGAAUGAGCUAUGGUUUGAUGUUUCAAAUUAUCGUUUUGUCGCACCUCACACCCUUGCAAAGUUUGAUCUGGAUGAGUUAAUGUACCUUAAAGAGGUUUAUAAAAUCUUUUUCCCCCAUGUACCGUUGUUUACCAUUCCGGCGUUUUAUGAUAAGUACGCAUCUAUUGAAUGUGCCGGUGAGCAGUAUGGGUCACGUUUCUCUCGGCUGCAUCGAUCUUCCUUCAUUCUCGCCAAGUGGGCUGAUCAUUAUGGUGGAAAUGUAAAUCUGGAUGCUACUGAUGCCCGACCAGGUGUUGUGCUCUACUAUGUAAAGCAAAAUGUUACCAUUGACGACCAGGUUUACACGUUUUGCUUUGCGCGUGUUCAGUGGUUUCAAUACCACCCACACCGUUUCCAUUGUGGUACGACCGAUGUCGUUCCUGAGGUCUGGUGCGCAAACCUAUUUGAUUGCUUUGGUGCUUCUUCAUUUGUACCUAUUCAGAGGAUAAGAGGAAAGUUCUUGCCCGCCUAUGAUAAGGUGGCUAGUGAGAAUGUUUUGUUUGUUCUGCCUUUAAACAGGAAAUAUCAUUUGUGA